AUGGCAGCCAGCAUCCCCGCUAAGCUGAAGCAGGCAGGCAUCACACCAUUCGUCAUUCGCGCCGCCCAACUUGAGAAAGCAAGACCUGUCAUUUCAUACUGGUGCGAAUAUUGGGUGGUGAACCAGAUCCUCUCCAAGCAGCUUCAUAGUGCCGACGAAGAAUGCCUUCAGUUCACCACGACCUUGAUGGACAAGCUCGAGCAGACCAAAGAAAAGCACGCAGGAAACGAUGCGAUCCUCGAUGACACCGCAGGCCAGGCAUACGUUGAGCAGUUUGCGCAGGAGACAUUCGAGCGAGCAGACCGGACUUUGAAAGCCAACAAAGUCUCUCAACAAACCGCUAUUACCUUCGAAGCCGCUUCCACAUUUUUCCAAUUAAUCAACAUUUGGCAGAUACCUGAUGCAGAAACACAAAAGAAGAUUAAGUUUUCUAAAUGGAACGCGGCGAGGAUACUGAAGGCGAUCAAAGAGGGAAAAGACCCGAACGAGUCAAACCCGACGCCGGAGGAGGCGAAGACGGAAGAAACACCAGCCCUCGAUCCCAAUGACCCAGAAGUUCUGGCUCUGGGCCAGCCGCGGCCCGUGACCGUCGAGGAAGUGCCAGAUGAGGAUAGAAAGACACAUCUGGAGCCUCGUGCAUCUGUAGGGGAUUCGCAUUACUCCCCUGUUCCUGUGUCUGCGCCCACUUCACCACCGCAAGGAUCGGCACCAGCACCAGAGCAGGUAUCGCCGAUUGUGCCACCAGACCAGUCGAUGCCUGAUAGCUAUUUCUCGUCUGCACCAUCGGGGCCUGCCGGAGGCGGCGCCGGAGACGGAGAUCUACAACUACCCUCUGCCCCGGGCAUGGAGCCAGGAAGUCCCAAUGAUGGCGCUCCAAGCCCACCGACUACACUCCCCAGUCUGGGGCCCUCUGCGCCGAGUCUCCCAGAUACGCCACAAAACUUCUAUCGUCCGACUGCUCCUUCCGUGCCGUCCCAACCGCCUCCAGGAGCUGCCCCUACACCGCCGGUUCUGCCUCCACAGCAACACCAACCGUACCAACCUCCAGUCAACAACUAUUCUCAACAACCUCCGCCUUCUCAACCAGUCGCGCCGACCACUACCUUUUCGCCGCCACCCCAAUUAUUACCCCCUGCCCAGCCCGCGUCAAGCUAUAGUGGUGCUCCACCUACGAACAGUGUCUAUGUCGCCGAUGAAGUGGCCAUGAUGCAGGCGCAGAAGCAUGCCAAAUGGGCCAUCUCGGCACUAAACUUUGAGGAUGUGCCUACUGCAGUACGGGAGCUCAAGGCAGCCUUGCAAACUCUUGGUGCUGGCCAAUAA
Molecule: messenger RNA, 1320 nt
Organism: Pseudomassariella vexata
Lineage: Eukaryota; Fungi; Ascomycota; Sordariomycetes; Amphisphaeriales; Pseudomassariaceae
Product: Vta1 like-domain-containing protein
Exons: 4
Coding region: 1-1320 (439 amino acids)
Biological process (GO): late endosome to vacuole transport via multivesicular body sorting pathway
Cellular component (GO): multivesicular body
Source: RefSeq, a predicted model, not a curated record